UCUGGCGUGGCCUCCACAUCCUCCCCGAUGGAAGCAGAAACGGGGAGCAGCAUGGAGACUGGGAAAGUGGCCAACAGAGGCACUCGAAUCGCCCUGGUGGUGUUCAUCGGUAGCACCCUGGUGCUGGGCACCGUCCUCUUUCUAGUGAGUCAAGGUUUCUUAAGUCUCCAAGCUAAACAGGAGUACUGCCUGAAGCCAGAAUGCAUCGAAGCUGCUGCUGCCAUCUUGAGUAAAGUAAAUCCGUCUGUGGACCCUUGUGAUAAUUUUUUCCGGUUUGCUUGUGAUGGCUGGAUAAGCAGUAACCCAAUUCCUGAAGAUAUGCCAAGCUAUGGGGUUUAUCCUUGGCUGAGACAUAAUGUCGACCUCAAGUUGAAGGCACUUUUGGAGAAAUCGAUCAGUAGAAGGCGGGACAUCGAAGCCAUCCAGAAAGCCAAAAUCCUUUAUUCAUCUUGCAUGAAUGAGAAAGCGAUUGAAAAAGCAGACGCCAAGCCAUUGCUACACAUCCUGCGGCAUUCACCUUUUCGCUGGCCUGUGCUCGAGUCUAAUAUUGGUCCGGAAGGGGUUUGGUCAGAGAGAAAGUUCAGCCUUCUGCACACACUUGCAACGUUUCGUGGCCAAUACAGCAAUUCUGUGUUCAUCCGCUUGUAUGUGUCCCCCGAUGACAAGGCAUCCAAUGAACACAUCUUGAAGCUGGACCAGGCGACACUCUCCCUAGCUGUGAGGGAAGACUACCUUGAUAAUAGCACAGAAGCCAAGUCUUAUCGGGAUGCCCUUUACAAGUUCAUGGUGGAUACUGCCGUACUUCUGGGAGCUAAUAGCUCCCGAGCAGAGCAUGACAUGAAGUCGGUGCUUAGAUUAGAAAUUAAGAUAGCUGAGAUAAUGAUUCCACAUGAAAACCGAACCAGUGAAGCGAUGUACAACAAAAUGAACAUUUCUGAACUGAGUGCUAUGAUUCCCCAGUUUGACUGGCUCGGCUACAUCAAGAAGGUCAUUGAUGUUAGACUCUACCCUGACCUGAAAGACAUCGGCCCCUCAGAGAAUGUGGUCGUCCGCGUCCCUCAGUACUUUAAGGACCUGUUUAGGAUAUUAGGCUCUGAGAGGAAGAAGACUAUUGCCAACUAUUUGGUGUGGAGGAUGGUUUAUUCCAGAAUUCCAAACCUUAGCAGGCGCUUUCAGUAUAGGUGGCUGGAAUUCUCAAGGGUAAUCCAGGGGACCACGACUUUGUUGCCUCAGUGGGACAAAUGUGUAAACUUUAUCGAAAGCGCCCUCCCUUAUGUUGCUGGAAAAAUGUUUGUGGAUGUGCACUUCCAGGAAGAUAAGAAGGAGAUGAUGGAGGAAUUGAUUGAGGGUGUUCGCUGGGCCUUCAUUGACAUGCUGGAGAAAGAAAACGAGUGGAUGGAUGCAGAGACCAAAAGGAAAGCCAAAGAAAAGGCAAGAGCUGUUUUGGCAAAAGUUGGCUAUCCUGAGUUUAUAAUGAAUGAUACUCAUGUUAAUGAAGACCUCAAAGCAAUCAAGUUUUCAGAAUCGGACUACUUUGGCAACGUCCUGCAGACCCGCAAGUAUUUAGCACAGUCUGAUUUCUUCUGGCUGAGAAAAGCUGUUCCAAAAACAGAGUGGUUUACAAAUCCAACGACUGUCAAUGCUUUCUAUAGUGCAUCCACCAACCAGAUCCGAUUUCCAGCAGGAGAGCUCCAGAAGCCUUUCUUUUGGGGAACAGAAUAUCCUCGAUCUCUGAGUUAUGGCGCUAUAGGAGUAAUUGUUGGACACGAAUUUACACAUGGGUUUGAUAAUAAUGGUAGAAAAUAUGAUAAAAAUGGAAACCUGGAUCCUUGGUGGUCUCUGGACUCAGAAGAAAAGUUUAAGGAAAAAACAAAGUGCAUGGUAAACCAGUAUAGCAACUAUUACUGGAAGAAAGCUGGCCUGCAUGUGAAGGGGAAGAGGACCCUGGGAGAAAAUAUUGCUGACAAUGGAGGUCUGCGGGAAGCUUUUAGGGCUUACAGGAAAUGGAUAAAUGACAGGAGGCAGGGAGUGGAGGAGCCUCUUCUACCAGGUAUCACAUUCACCAACAACCAGCUCUUCUUCCUGAGUUAUGCUCAUGUAAGGUGCAAUUCCUACAGACCGGAAGCUGCCCGAGAACAAGUUCAAAUUGGUGCUCACAGUCCACCUGAGUUUAGGGUCAAUGGUGCAAUUAGCAACUUUGAAGAAUUCCAGAAAGCUUUUAACUGUCCCUCCAAUUCCACGAUGAACAGAGGCACGGACUCCUGCCGACUUUGGUAGCUGGACUGCUGGUUUGUGCCAUCCUGGGAGAGCUGAACGGUGCCAGCAGAGGCUGCACUGAGCAUGCAUCACCUGCCUCCUUUAGGCCUAUAUUCCCCUGAGGACUUUUAUUUUUAAUGAAUCUUCAUUAUUUUGGUGCUGCUUGGAUUUAAACAGUAUCUUUGCAAAGUUGUAAGGCUUAA
This is a messenger RNA of Phyllostomus hastatus (greater spear-nosed bat), 2459 nucleotides long. It is a transcript of the gene PHEX, whose product is annotated as phosphate regulating endopeptidase homolog X-linked. Lineage: Eukaryota; Metazoa; Chordata; Mammalia; Chiroptera; Phyllostomidae. Bases 28 to 2277 code for a protein of 749 amino acids. Gene Ontology annotation, molecular function: metalloendopeptidase activity. Gene Ontology annotation, biological process: protein processing. The transcript is spliced from 22 exons. The record is from RefSeq and is a predicted model, not a curated record. Gene Ontology annotation, cellular component: plasma membrane.